UCCUCCUGUACACAGGAAAAAGACUCGGGUUUAAUGGCCGAAUAAGAACUUUAGUGCAUUAGCAGCAGCGCUUUUAUAAACAUUCUUCAGUCUUUACACGUUAUUGUUAAUUACUGCGCGUGUUUCCGUGUUUACAGCAGUAUAUAUAAAUAUAUAUAAAGGCGGUGUUAUUAUUGUCCUGUUUAAGGAGCUGCAGCUGAAAUGUCCUGAUAAAUAAACACACCUUACAGAUCUCUGUGGACAUGCAUGUGGACUAACAUCCUGUAAAUCUGUUCUGUUCUGCAGUUUAAUGGACGACUUUAUAAAAACAGCAGAAGAUCAGAGAACUCCGGUUUCUCCCGAGGACACCAGACAAGUACUUAAAGAAUCAGCCACUCCUGUCCCCUUAAACUGUGUGACACUGCGCUCUAGUUCCACUCCAUCCUUGUCCCCUUGUCCUGCUCUUGGGGGACCUGCAGUUCUGCCUGCAGGUGAGAGCAAUGAAAAGCAAAUCACUGUGACAAAUGGACAGGUCCCUCCUGCGUUGUCUUUGUGGCACAUGUCGCGUGAAGUUCCACCUCGUUUCCGGAACCAUCAGGAGCCUAAAAUCCUGCUGAAGAGGGGCCAGUCCUUAGAUGGUAUUUCACCAUUACUGCACACAGUGGAUCAGUCGAAUGCAAGCACUACACAGCGUUCAGCUUCUUCAACUUAUGCAAAUUCCACAUGCGGCCCGGGCUCCGGAGCACCGCUGCUAUCUCAGGGAAUGGAUAAGGUCGUAGUAGAUGGCUCUGACCUGCAGGCGUGGCCAUGUAUUGUAGACAGUAGGAGGCAGAACGAAUCUAUGAACAAAGCUUCAUGGGAAUGCAAUCAAAGCAUACAAAAGAUCCAGACAGAACAGGUGGAGCGUGAUGUCACUGCAGAUGUAAGCAAUGCAGAAUCAAUCUUCUGUUCCUCCUGUGAAACUGCCUCGAAUUCAGCAGAUACAGAAGGCAUGCAGGAGAAGAUACAAAGUCAGGAUGGAGGCCAAAGUGAAGACAACAUGGUGGAAAAGGAAACGGGACCAAAGCAAGCAGAAGCAGAUAUUGCCGACGGCUGCAAAGAGUUAAACGUGGCAGUGCAGCUUCCUUCUUUCAGUUCAAAUCUAAAAGCCUUAAUUCCUGGUACGUGUCCUAGUAGCACAAGUGGAGCACUGCUGGAGUCUGGAGAAGUUUGGGGAACAUCUGGGGAAAGCCAAGUGGGAUUAAAAAGCACUGGGAAUAAUGGAGUCAGCCACGAGGUAUCUCAGUCAGUCUGGGAGGAAGAUAGAGGUGGGUUAAAAACCCAGGCAGCUACAGUUAGGCUGGGUGACGUGCCAAACGACGGCAGGAGUGAACAGUUAAAUGAAAGCCCUCAGGGUUGUUUACAGGACAGUCAAAUUAUUGCAAACAAUACAACAGCAGCAGAGAAAGUGACGACUGAGCGAGAGCAGCAGGGCUCAGAGUGUGAGUCUGCUGGCCACAGGAGCAGCGAGGGGGGGACGUGGUCUCACAACUCCAGAGCUCAAUCCUCAUGCACUGAAGUGACCUUACAGAGCAUGCUCAGUCGAAAUGAUCUGGAUCCCAGAGUACUUUGUAACACUGGUUGGGGGCAGACUCAGAUCAAGCAGAGCAUAGCCUGGGAUUUAGAGGUGGAGAAUAAAUCGGGUGGAGACUGGACCGAGCAUACACAAAUCGAUACUAACAGCCCCAGCUGUCCUCCGUGGUCCAGGGAUAUGCAGGGCCAGGUAAAGGGGGGCAGGAGCCAGAGAACGGGGAGUAAAGAGGACGAAUGUGAGGAGAAAACAGAUGGUGAACAGGGUGCCUUAGUGACAGGGAGGGGCAACAGCUGGGUGGAGGCGGUCGAGGAUGAACAGGUAGGAAGGUGGGAUGGGAAUAGGGGUGGUAGUGGCCAGCAGAGAGAAGGGGACAGGGGCAAUUGGGGCCUAGGAGACACUCAGUGGGGGGAAAACAAAAGUAGAGCUGGACAAGGUGAGAAGUCUUGGGCUUAUUCUGAGGAUGAGGGAUGGAGAGGCAAAAAGCACCAGGGAUGGGGGGACAAUCGCCACCCGCAACAUAUCACAAACAAUCAAGCUGCACCGAAAGACCCGCAGCAGCUACAGCAAUCCCAGUCCCAGCUCACGCAAACAAGAGGCUUACAGGAGUCCAGGGAUCCAUCCUCAGGCACAGGGGCAUUGAACCAAAGCUCAGGAUGGAAACCCGGUCCCAUUCCACCCAUGUCUUCUGCCACUGAGCUGAGUGGGUGGGAGGAGCCCUCACCCCAGUCCAUUAGCAGGAAGAUGGAAAUUGAUGAUGGUACAUCGGCAUGGGGCGACCCAGCUCACUAUGACAAGAGGGGUGUGAACAUGUGGGAGAAGAGCAACCUGCCACAGAGGGGGCAGUCUUCUCAACAACAGCAUGAGUCCAUGGCAGAAACCACCCUGACCAGCAGAGACAAGAACAUCGCAUGGGAACAAAGUGCUGGUGCUCCUGAACAGGUCACAGACGACAACAAAGCAGGCUGGAGGAAGCCCUUUGAAGGUUCAGGCUGGAAGGAUCCAGAGGAACCUAGAAAAGGGGCAGGAUGGGGCACCUGCUCCAGUUCAGCUAAGACUGGUUCAAAAUCUAUGCAACAUGGCUGGGGUGAUGAAGGUAUAAAUGCUUCACGCCAUUCCAGUUGGGAGGAGGAAGAUGGUGGUUCAGGCAUGUGGGGCAACAGGUCUCAGGACAACACUUCCUCCUUUUCUUCUGGGGUUUGGAACCAAGGUCAGAGUGGCAGGAGAAGUGGAGCAAAGGUUCCUCCUAAAGGACAUGUAGGAGGUUCCUGGCCAGGUUCCAUAACUCGUCAGCUGUCGAACAUGGGGAUCGCGGAUGAAGAUGUGGUCUCGGCAUCAGACAGGAGCAGGAGAGGGAUGAAUGACUUUAAUGGGGACAUGAGGAAGGGAGGAAGAGGAGGAGGAAGCUUUCGCUCACACAGCUCUAAGGAACCGGUCAUGACAGAUGUGUUUAAUAGCAGUAGCUCUGCACAUUUAAGAGGAAUGCAGCAGCCUGGUGUGCGUCACAUCAAUCCUCCCCCUGGGGUACGAGCACAAGUGCCUCAGCCGUUCCUCCCUCCUCAGGUGAACCCGAUGUUCCCCCCACAGCUCUCCCCUCAACACUUAGCCAUGCUCAGUGGGAUACACCCUCAUGUGCAGCAGGUCCAGCUGGCAUAUCAGCUCCUCAUGCAGCAGCAGCAACAGCAGCAGCACUUCCUGUCUCACAGGAAGUUCUCCCAUGUCCCUCCUGUACACCAGGACCCACAGCAGUUGGCCCGUAUCAUGGCAGUUCUUCAGCAGCGCCCCAAAACCCCCACAUCUACCCCAGGUCUUUUUCCAGGUCCAGUGAAGCUCAGAGGCGACGCCUCGUAUCCUCACUAUGAUCUGGUGGGAGUGGAGAAUGUGGGCGUGGCCUCCCCAAAUCUGAUUGACAAUUGGCAUCGAAACCCUGGUGGUAAAUUAAGCACCGCCCCUAACACCCCCACCUGGCCACCAGAGUUUCAGCCUGGUGUUCCCUGGAAAGGUGUUCAGAGCCCUGAGCCUGACCCGAACCCCUACAGUGGAAUGUUGGGGGAAAACACACUCGCUGAUACUGAACACCACUUACUGCAGGAUAACACAGUCUCUCUGUCAGAGAUGAACACCGUACUGCCUUCACCUGCUGCCUGGCCUUACUGUGUUUCUGACACACACAACUCGGCUAAAUUCCCUGCGCUGGCCACUAGUUGGCCUCCUGAGCCAAUUGGACACAGGACCAAUCGAAACAGCUCCCAGCUGACCCGCCCCCCUCCGGGUCUGACCCAUCAGAAACAGUCUUCGUGGUUAGGGGCGGAGCCUCACAUGCCCCGAGGGUGGGGUUCAGAGAGGCAGAGCCUGGAGUCACCUUUUGGUACAGAGAGCUCAUGGAGUGGUGGAUCAUCUACAGGAAGCUCAUGGCUACUGCUGAGCAACCUCACACCACAGAUCGACAGCUCCACCCUAAAGACAAUUUGCCUGCAGCAUGGCCCACUGAUGACCUUUAACCUCGGCUUGGCUCAGGGCAGCGCUCUGAUUCGCUACUGCAGUCCUGACGAGGCAGCCAAGGCCCAGAGCGCACUGCACAUGUGUGUCCUGGGUAACACCACCAUCCUGGCUGAGUUUGUGAGUGAGGAGGAUGUGGCUCGCUACUUCACACAUUCCCACAGCAGAGAGACAGAUGGAGAGACAGACAGAGACAUGGACAGCGAGACAGUAGGAGGAGGAGGAGAGACGAAGCUCGGCAGGGACAACCUGGACGGAGCAGGACUCUCUCUGUUUAACCAGUGGAGUCACAGCCGGGGGGGCGGUGUGUGGGGAGGGGUGCCGUCCGGUUACCACGGCAACAACCUAUGGGGUUCUCCUCAGGUUGAGGACAGAGGGCCUGGCUUGUUGCUGAGCAACCUGUUAGGGGGUGGGGCUGAUACUUUGUGAUGUGUGAUAGACACACGCACACACACACGCACACACGCACGCACACACACACACACACACACACACACACACACGUUUCUGUAUGAAUCCUGGACUCACUUGUCUCUGUGCUCACACACUCAGUGACUUUAUCACAUCACAUCAUCUGAUUUAUUCCCCAGUUUGUUACGUGACUGAACUUCAGGUGUCACUGGUGAAAUUUAACGUCCUACAGAUUCGCUGUCAGUCUGAAGGACAAAGGGGACAAGAUGAAGAAUAUUAAACAAGACAUAGUAAAGUUCCAGCUGUCAAUCAUUACAGGUUUUAAUCAGAAAUCACUCUUUAAUAAAGUGUUUAUAACUUAGAUUUACACAGAAAACGUCUUUAACACCAUUUAUUAAUAAACACAUAAAGGGUUAAAUAUAGAAUACCAUCAGAAGUGAUUCUGUAUAAUGUUAAUAAUUAACACAGUAAACUCACUGCAGCUCUACAGAACAGUAAUCACAUCACUGCAGUGGGAACACACCUCCAUUAUCACUGCAGUUUAGCCACGCCCACUUCCCUUUAUCACUCUGAUUCAUGUACACUGACUCCGCCCCCUGAAGGUGUGACACUCAUCAGCCCGACCAGUAGAUGUGUACAGGGCAUGCUUUAAAGUGUGUGUGUGUGUGCGUGUGUGUGUGUGUGUGUGUGUGUGUGUGUGUGUGUGUGUGUGUGUGUGUGUGUGUGUGUGUGAGAGAGAGAGAGUGAGGGUGUGAGUGUGUGUGUGUGAG
Molecule: messenger RNA, 5229 nt
Organism: Tachysurus fulvidraco (yellow catfish)
Lineage: Eukaryota; Metazoa; Chordata; Actinopteri; Siluriformes; Bagridae
Product: trinucleotide repeat-containing gene 6B protein-like
Exons: 20
Coding region: 290-4477 (1395 amino acids)
Biological process (GO): miRNA-mediated post-transcriptional gene silencing; positive regulation of nuclear-transcribed mRNA poly(A) tail shortening
Cellular component (GO): nucleoplasm; P-body
Molecular function (GO): nucleic acid binding
Source: RefSeq, a predicted model, not a curated record